Racocetra persica is the source of this 162-nucleotide messenger RNA. The record is from the annotation of a GenBank genome assembly. Lineage: Eukaryota; Fungi; Glomeromycota; Glomeromycetes; Diversisporales; Gigasporaceae.
AGUGAACAUAGUAAUGUUCUGGUACGAGGUGGUCGAGUCAAAGACUUGCCAGGAGUUAGAUAUCAUCUCAUAAGAGGCGCUUUGGAUUUUGCAGGAGUUCCGAAUCGGUCAACUUCUCGUUCAAAAUAUGGAACUAAAAAACCUAAAGCUGCCACAAAAUAA